Messenger RNA from Nematolebias whitei (Rio pearlfish), 3000 nucleotides. Its product is annotated as phosphatidate phosphatase LPIN1. Gene Ontology annotation, biological process: triglyceride biosynthetic process; fatty acid catabolic process; cellular response to insulin stimulus. Gene Ontology annotation, molecular function: transcription coactivator activity; phosphatidate phosphatase activity. NCBI's taxonomy places the organism in Eukaryota, Metazoa, Chordata, Actinopteri, Cyprinodontiformes, Rivulidae. The record is from RefSeq and is a predicted model, not a curated record. The transcript has 20 exons. Bases 103 to 2799 code for a protein of 898 amino acids. Gene Ontology annotation, cellular component: mitochondrial outer membrane; nucleus.
UUGUGGAAGCUCUGAGAGCGGGCACACUUUCGAGACUGGACUUGAGGAGUUCCUGCAUGUUACACGUCUGCUGGGAGGCUUUGGACUCAAAAUGAUGGAAUCAUGAUAUCAGCUGUGGAUGAAGAGAAGUUGGAUGAAGCUGCUCAGCAGGAUUCCACCGACACCACCUGGAGCUGGACCCGUCAGACCAUGAACUACGUGGGCCAGCUGGCGGGCCAGGUGUUCGUGCAGGUCAAAGAGCUGUACCGAGGCCUCAACCCCGCAACCCUCUCCGGCUGCAUCGACGUCAUCGUGGUGCGGCAGCCCGAUGGCUCUCUGCAGUGCUCGCCCUUCCACGUUCGUUUCGGGAAAAUGGGCGUCCUGCGUUCCCGUGAGAAAGUGGUGGACAUAGAAAUCAACGGAAAACCGGUGGACCUUCACAUGAAGCUUGGGGACAACGGAGAGGCGUUCUUUGUGCAGGAAACAGAAAAUGAUCAGGAAGUUGUUCCUUCCCAUUUGGCCACUUCUCCCAUCUUGUCAAAUGGGGCCAUUUUGAUGAGCUCCCCCUUGUUGGGGAAGAACUCUGGGUCUGCUGUGCAGAACUUGGGCCCCCUAAGGAGCAAUGGAGAGAUCAAGAAGAGGAGGAAGAGGAGGAGGAAGAGUCGGGCAGACAGCACGAGGAGGGAGGAGAAUGGCGACUACUCGGUGGAUGAAGAUAUGUUCUCCAUCGACAUGAGCUCGGAUGAAGAGGGGGAAAUGGAGAGCAACAGGUCUUCUCGAGAUAUUUUGGGAGACGAGACAACAGCUGCUUCCAGCGGUGGUUCUUUCAAACAGGGUGGUGUCUACGCUCGUUCAGAUGGAGGGUGGAGCCCAAUCCAGAGCCCUGGCAACUCUCGCCCCACCUCUCCAAAGAGUGACUCCGAGCUGAUCACUAAUCUGUUGGACUCGGACAGUCAGAAUCCAGCCAUGCUAUGGGCGUGGGGAGAGCUGCCGCAGGCCGCCACGCCUUCUUUCCUCCCUCUGAAGUCGAACCCACAGUCUGUUCGUGUUUUAUCCAUCCCCGUGGCUGAGAACACACACUUCUGUGUGAUCCCCCACGAGAUGCCCUCAGAACAACGUGGAGCCUGCUCUGAGAUACCAACACCCCCGAUGCUGACGAAGGAGGACACAGCAAGGAUGGAGUCAGUAUCCAUGGAGGUGAAGACCCAGACGGUGACUUCAGAGACGCAGACGGUGGGCGACAUGGAGGAGACGGCCCCUUCUCCUCUCGGGAAGACAGACUCUCCAUCUAAAAAGAAAGACAAAAGGAGCCGCCAUCUUGGUUCUGAUGGAAUUUACCUAGAUGAUAUUACAGAGCUGGAGCCUGAGGUGGCAGCACUGUAUUUCCCUAAAAGUGACAGUGCUUCAACUUUGAGAAGCAUUUCCGACCCGGGGCCUCACAGCACCAGUCAGUCCCCGCAGUCCGUGGGCUCAGGAGGGGACAGCGGCGUGGACAGUUACUGCGACCCCAUGUCCGACCUCCCAUCUACCGCUGUCUCCCUGUGUGGGGGACUCACCGACAACAAGGAGAUCUCUACAGAACAGUUUUACAAUAAGCUCAUCUCAUAUCAGCAGUUUAUAGAAAACCCCUCCAUCAUCGACGACCCCAACUUAGUUGUGAAAAUUGGCUCAAAGUACUAUAAUUGGAGCACUGCGGCUCCACUUGUGCUCGCUCUGCAAGUAUUUCAGAAACCCCUGCCAAAGACCACAGUGGAGAAGGUCAUGAAGGAGAAGAUGCCCAAGAAAGGAGGAAGGUGGUGGUUCUCCUCCUGGAGGGGCAGAAACAAUAACGUGAAAUUAGAUUCAGUUGCCGAGCACGGAGCUUGUGGUUCUGCUGAACAAGCUGGAAUCAUGAAUAGCAGACAUAAAGAGGAGUCAUCAUCUAGUGAUGAAGACCUCCUUGCAGCAAAGCAGAGCUCUCCGAUCCUCCAGUCCGAGCCUGGACUCCCAUCAGGAGGCGUCUCUUAUAAGAAAACACUCCGCCUGACCUCUGAGCAGCUGCUGUCUCUUCAGCUGCUGGACGGCCCUAACGACGUUGUGUUCAGCGUGACCACUCAGUAUCAGGGAACAUGUCGAUGUCAGGGAACCAUCUACCUCUGGAACUGGGAUGACAAGAUUGUCAUCUCUGACAUCGAUGGAACCAUCACCAGGUCAGACACGUUGGGUCACAUCCUGCCCACCCUUGGAAAAGACUGGACCCAUCAGGGAAUUGCACACCUCUACCAUAAAGUCAGCCAAAAUGGCUACAAGUUCCUGUAUUGUUCAGCUCGGGCGAUCGGCAUGGCUGACAUGACCAGGGGCUACCUCAACUGGGUCAACGAGAGAGGCACCAUGCUGCCUAUGGGCCCCGUCCUCCUGAGCCCGAGCAGCCUCUUUUCAGCUCUGCACAGGGAGGUGAUUGAGAAGAAGCCAGAGAAGUUUAAGGUGGAGUGUCUCACAGAUAUAAAGCACCUCUUCUAUCCAAACUCGCAGCCUUUCUACGCAGCGUUUGGCAACAGGCCGACGGAUGUGUAUUCAUACAAAGAAGUAGGAGUGUCACUCAACAGGAUUUUCACGGUAAACCCUAAAGGGGAGCUGGUGCAGGAACACGCCAAGACCAACAUCUCAUCUUACGUUCGUCUGGGCGAAGUGGUGGACCAUGUGUUUCCCCUCAUAGCCCGAUCCUCUUCCUCAGACUUCCCCUGCUCGGACACAUACAGCCAUUUCACCUACUGGAGGGAGCAGUUCCCUCGAGUGGAAGAUCAGGAGACGCCUCCACAGAUUCCCAGCUCCGGCAGCUGAUUAAGCCUCCUCCGAACCGGUCGAACCACCUGUGACUGACUGCCGGAGCGACUUGGACAGAUGUGCAAUCGUGAGGUGUAUUGUUGGAAAUUCUUGAAGCACUUUUCCUGCAUCGCAGAGGGGUGAACAAUCUGCCAUGAUUAGUCUUAAAGACAAUAAGGAUAUAAUGAGCACUUUUAUUAAAGAAUUAGAUGUGUAUAU